This is a messenger RNA of Alternaria arbusti, 1998 nucleotides long. It is a transcript of the gene PPP2R5D, whose product is annotated as Serine/threonine-protein phosphatase 2A 56 kDa regulatory subunit delta isoform. Lineage: Eukaryota; Fungi; Ascomycota; Dothideomycetes; Pleosporales; Pleosporaceae. Gene Ontology annotation, cellular component: protein phosphatase type 2A complex. Gene Ontology annotation, biological process: signal transduction. The record is from RefSeq and is a predicted model, not a curated record. The coding region runs from base 1 to 1998 and encodes 665 amino acids. The transcript is spliced from 7 exons. Gene Ontology annotation, molecular function: protein phosphatase regulator activity.
AUGAAGGGCUUCAGGCAGAGGGUCUCCGAACAGCUCUCUCGAAGCAAGGAUAGCAAGUCAUCUAAGAAGAAGGACUCCACCUCGGGAACUGCAUCGCCGUCGCUGGGUGCUUCCAACUCCCCCUCGGGCUCUGCCCAGGCUACGCCUUCCUCGUCGCAGACGCAGCUCACCGAUGCGCGAAGCAAGAGCCAGCCCGCCGCCGAUGGCGCUUCGGCCAACAUUGGGUCGCUACAACAGAACCCCCAGCCCUCGUCCGGUUCCCUCGCGGGUGGACCCCAAUCUUUCGGCGGACAGGGCAUGAUGAGCCCCGGUGCUGCUGGUAACGCUGGCGCUGCAGGUCCAGGCACGCCCUCUAGGUUGGGGCAGCCCCUGGCACCCAGCGUCGUCAUCAGCCCAAGCGCGCCUCAUGUGCCUCCUCCUGGCGCUGCCGAGACGAUGCCCGGUGAUCUUGCGCCUCCAAAGGCGGGCCAGAAGUCGGGAAUAUUCGACCGUCUUCAAGCGACGCCCAAGGACAACAUCGAGGGCAUGCGAACCCCGAAGAGACAACACUCGUCGCGCUUCGACAUCUCGGAUCAACGUCAGCGUGAACUGGAAAAGCUCCCCGGAUUCCACGAGGUGCCCCCGAACAAGAGAGAGGAACUCUUCAUGCAAAAGAUCGACCAAUGCAACAUCAUCUUCGACUUCAACGAUGCUAGCGGAGACAUGAAGUCAAAGGAGAUCAAGCGCCUGGCUCUGCACGAGCUGCUCGACUAUGUCGCCAACAACCGCCAGGUCAUCACCGAGAAGAUGUAUCCACGCGUCGUGGAGAUGUUUGCGAAGAACCUGUUCCGUCCUAUCCCGCCCCCGAUGAACCCCCAAGGCGAAGCUUUCGACCCAGAGGAGGACGAGCCGGUGCUGGAAGUAGCAUGGCCGCACAUUCAGGUAGUCUACGAGUUCUUCCUUCGCUUCAUCGAAAGCCAGGACUUCAACACGAACAUUGCCAAAGCGUAUAUAGACCACAGCUUCGUGCUCAACUUGCUCGAGCUAUUCGACUCGGAAGACCCCCGAGAACGCGACUUCUUGAAGACUACGCUCCAUCGCAUAUACGGCAAAUUCCUCAACCUCCGCUCCUACAUCCGCCGAUCCAUCAACAACGUCUUCUUCCAAUUCAUCUACGAGACAGAGCGCUUCAACGGUAUCGCCGAGCUUCUCGAGAUUCUCGGGUCCAUCAUCAACGGUUUCGCUUUGCCAUUGAAGGAGGAGCACAAGCUAUUCCUCACGAGGGUGCUCAUCCCGCUCCACAAAGUCAAGAGUCUGAGCAUGUACCAUCCACAAUUGGCGUACUGCAUUGUCCAGUUCUUGGAAAAGGACGCGGCAUUAACAGAAGAGGUUGUUUUGGGUCUUCUCCGAUAUUGGCCAAAGGUGAACAGUACCAAAGAAGUCAUGUUCUUGAACGAAGUAGAAGACAUCUUCGAGGUUAUGGACCCCGCCGAGUUCGCAAAGGUUCAGGAGCCGUUGUUCAACCAGUUAGCCAAAUCAGUGGCCAGUCCUCAUUUCCAGGUCGCCGAGAGAGCGCUGUACUUCUGGAACAACGAGUACUUCUGCAAUCUGGUUAGCGACAACGUUGAAGUUAUUUUGCCAAUCAUGUUCGCACCACUGUACGAAAACUCAAAGGGACACUGGAACCGAACCAUCCACGGCAUGGUGUACAAUGCUAUGAAGCUCUUCAUGGAAGUAAACCCGCAACUCUUCGACGACUGUUCGCAUGACUACGCCGAGUCACAAAACAAUGCAACGCAAAGACAGCAAAGUCGACAAGAUCGCUGGGACAAGCUCGCCAAGCUCGCCGAAUCACGUUCAAACGGCACUGCAGAGAAAUCCGCCGUCGACCCGAUGCGUAUGGACGACUCGGAGUCACGUUUGGAGAACCUCCGUCUACAGGAUGACGGAACAGCAUCGAGAGAGAGGCGGCCAAAGGAAUAUGAGCGUCAAGGCAGCCAAACCUCGAACUCUGGAUGA